ACGUUAUAUUUGCGAAGCUAUCGGUUACUAUCGAUACAUAGAAACGAAACAAAUUCUCCCAAUUUUCGGCUGAAAACGAGGAACACCAACUCGCGAUUCUGGGGCGGCAGAACGGGAAAUCCCGCCGAGGAGCAGCAUGACCUCCAUUCUGGACAUGAAGGCCGGUCCGCCCGACUACUGGGCGGAGAUCAGCAACUUCUUUCUGCCGCUGAAAUACCUGAUCACCAACGACCGCUUCGAUUCGAUGGUGCGGGACAUAGACCUCUAUUACCUGAUCAACGGGGUCUUUUGGAUAUUCGUGGCGUUGUCUUGCGGCUACUACGCCUUCCAGCGGCUCUUCCAGUUCUUUCUGAAGUCGUCGAGCAUGAAGCACUUUCAGCGGAGGCUGUUCGCCCGCGUCAUUUGGAACAUCGCCUUCUAUGCGGCCAGCUGCCUGUUCCUGCACUUCUACAACGAGUUCAUGAUCCUGCCGCAGCUGAUGAAGAACCAAGGACGCUACUCGCUCUUCUACUCCUCGGAGAACCUGAUCUUCUAUCGAUCUCAUCAGGCGGAAAAGUUUCAGUUCUACUCGAUCUUCAUUAUCACGUUCUACCUGCAUGGGGCGUGGUUGGACUUCAAGGACGCUGACUUCCUGGAGGUGGGCUCCAAGGGACUCUACCUGCUGUCCCUCGUCGCCAUCGAUGUUUACAGCAUACUCACCGAGGUGCUAGCCCUGUUGGUCCUGCCCAGCACCAAUUCACACCGGAUCAUCUACCAGGUUUUCCUCGGUCUGCGCAUCAUGGUGUGGGCGUAUGUGUUUGUCAACCUACUGCCCUUUAAGUACUUCAUACCCACGCUGUUCGCCAAGAACUUUAAGCUUUCCCUGAAUGUGCCCAUUUGGUUGUGGUACGGCCUCUCCAUUUGGAACUCGCCGGUGCUGCAAUACUUCUACCAUCAGAUAUAUCACACAGCGCCGUCGGAUUGUUCGGGCGAGGGAUCGGCGGCUAAGUGCAUCCUGGUCAAGGACACCAGUGAGUUCCGGCACUACAAGACACUGAAGAAGGCCUAUUUGGAGGUAAAGCUGGCACACAUUAGAACCACGUCCAAUUCGCUGCCCUCCGAAACCAGUUCGGCCUCGGCCAAAACCUUUCAGGCCAUAAAAUGCGUCAUGAUGCUUAAGCGCAAAUUGAAGCGAAUUCGCGAGGGACGUGGCCAUGAGCCGGAGGAUGACAACGAUGACCAGGCCAUUGAUACCUAAUCGCGUCCUACCGCACGGACGCAGCACACUUUUACACAGUAGAAAACCACAUUUCCUUAAACCAAACCAAAAAAGACACAAGUUCAGCUUAGGCUAAUAACUCACAAAGUUGAAACUAGCGCUCUCUCUCUCUCUCUCACUCAGGCUGAUUUCGGUUUAUGCGUGUUAGCUAGAACGCGAUCAGCGCGAACAGUGCGUUUUGGCCAACAUUCAGAUCGUAAUCAAAAAAUAGGAAUAUUUAACACUUGAAAAUUUGUAAAUUUGUCAACGUUUUUGUUGUAAAGACUUUAAAAAUAUCAGUUGGUAGCUUUUAAUCAAAAAUUAUUUAAAUAUCUCAACGAUUCAAAUAUACGCGUUAAGAACAUAACAACUAAAGGUUGUCAAAAUUAAAACAUGAAUAUAAACGAUAAAUCAAACGUGCAGAUAAUCUCAAAGGCUAUAUACGCAAAAAUCGAAAAGUGAGGCUUACAAAAUUAAUCUCCUAGAAGUAUUUAAAAUAAUGUUAUAUAUCUUUAAAACGUCGAAUUCGACUGUUGCCAAACGCACUGUUCUAAUAGUACUUAUUCGAUAAUAAACCACAGUGCGUUUCGAUGCGAGCAAUACAACAAUUGACGCACUGUUGUCACUAGUUAACAAUUAUUUAUAAAAACUCUAGAUCAAUAUUAAAUGUAAUAUCUACCAAUCACGAUUUAGACAGCACGCAUAAACCAAGCGGCUGAAAGACCUUAGCAAAUUUAGUUAGUAUCGCUCGAUUUUUGGCGCCAACGGAGAUCGUCGCUGAUGAUAUAUAUACAUAUAGUUACUAUAUCUCUAUACCAACUCUCUCUCUCUCUCUCUCCCUCGCACACACGAUCGCAGUUUCUCUCUCGUUUAGAUUUGUAAGUCGCCUUCAACUUAUUGUUGUUGUUUAUUCGCUGUGACUUAAUGACAUAUUGAAAUAUUGUAAUGUGUUGUUUUUUUUUUCGUUCUUUUAAUUGAAAUAUACUAUAUAUGGGCUAAACGAGCGCAAUUGAAAUGUGUGUGUGUGUUGUUGUUGUUGUUACUGGGUUGGUUGCAUUCGUUUGUUUUAUUCACUUCUUAGCUCUCCC
This is a messenger RNA of Drosophila melanogaster (fruit fly), 2325 nucleotides long. RefSeq lists its product as uncharacterized. The record is from RefSeq and is marked reviewed. The coding region runs from base 137 to 1237 and encodes 366 amino acids. The transcript has 4 exons. Lineage: Eukaryota; Metazoa; Arthropoda; Insecta; Diptera; Drosophilidae.